Messenger RNA from Biomphalaria glabrata, 3138 nucleotides. RefSeq names its product ankyrin-3-like. The transcript has 7 exons. The coding region runs from base 1 to 3138 and encodes 1045 amino acids. Gene Ontology annotation, molecular function: protein binding. The record is from RefSeq and is a predicted model, not a curated record. Gene Ontology annotation, cellular component: cytoplasm; nucleus. NCBI's taxonomy places the organism in Eukaryota, Metazoa, Mollusca, Gastropoda, Planorbidae.
AUGGAGAAAAGCUUAAACUCAACACUGCACAAAUCUAGAGCCUUGAAAAGAGAAUUUGAUGCUUCGGACAACGACAAGUGUUUGAAGGAUCAAAUGAAUUAUACCAAGGAGAAUAUAAAUGCAGCCAUUGAAAGAGCUGAUCACGUGACUGUGGCAAACAUUAUUGGUACACAAAUACGCAGGACAACAUACUAUGGCAAAAAGAUCAUGAAGCAGGCAUUCAUUAAGGCUUGCCUGGCAGGCGAUAACCGUAUCGUGUGUCUGCUGCUACGUAAUGGAGCUGACGUCAACGAGGCGUCCAUUGAAGACUUCACACCACUCAAGGCUGCUGUUCUGUCUAAUUCUUACCAAACUGUUGAGCUGUUGCUGGAAUGUGAAGCGAGUGCCAAAACUCCUACUAAACCUUCUCAAGACAACGUGCUUCAUGUGGCGCUGAAGGGAGGAUUUUACCCAAGCCUUGUCAUAGGCUCAGAAAGAUGGGAUGCCGAGUUCCUAACUGAUACAAAAAUUAUAAAACUUUUGAUUGACCAUGGGGCAUCAGUUAACCAGAAAUGUGCCAACGGUUACCUGACCUUGUCACUUGCUGCCUCUUCCAACAGAGAUGCUGUCAUCACUCACCUCAUUAAGAAAGGCGCUGAUGUCAACAGCGUGGACAGUAGGUAUGGGAUGACUCCCCUGAUGCACGCAGAUAUUGCAGGCAAUGUCUACAUCGUAAGACAGCUUCUAAAAUAUAAAGCAGCCAUAGACAUCACAGACCAAUGGGACUAUACAGCUCUCAUGUUGGCUGCUCAGUUCAAUAAGCCUUUAGUUGUCUCAGCCUUAAUUCAAGAAGGCGCUGAUGUCAACAAGGUCAGUGGCUUUGACGGAAAGAGCGCCCUAAUUUUGGCAAUAGAGUCCUACUGUUGUGACACAGUUAAUAUUCUGCUGGAAAACGGCGCGGACGUGAACUAUAGAAAGCCAAUCCACAAGAGUGGGACGACUGCCUUGAUGAUAGCCGCUCAAAAUGGUUUCAUAGAAGCCGUGGAGAGUUUAUUAUCUUACAAUGCAGAUGUGGAUCUAAGAGACGAGGAUGGACAUACCGCGGAAUAUAAUAUCAUGGAGAAAAGCUUAAACUCAACACUGCACAAAUCUAGAGCCUUGAAAAGAGAAUUUUCUGCUUCGGACAACGACAAGUGUUUGAAGGACAAAAUGAAAUAUACCAUGGUGAAUAUAAAUGCAGCAAUUGAAAGUGGAGAUCACGUGACUGUGGCCAACAUAAUUGGUACACAGAUACGCAGGACAACAUACUAUGGCAAAAAGAUCAUGAAGCAGGCAUUCAUUAAGGCUUGCCUGGCAGGCUAUUGCCGUAUCGUGUGUCUGUUGCUACGUAAUGGAGCUGACGUCAACGAGGCGUCCAUUGAAGACUUCACACCACUCAAGGCUGCUGUUCUGUCUAAUUCUUACCAAACUGUUGAGCUGUUGCUGGAAUGUGAAGCGUGUGCCAAAACUCCUACUAAGCCUUCACAAGACAACGUGCUUCAUGUGGCGCUGAAAGGAGGAUUUCACCCCAGCCUUGUCAUAGGCUCAGAAAGAUGGGACGCCGAGUUCCUAACUGAUACAAAAAUUAUAAAACUUUUGAUUGACCAUGGAGCUUCAGUUAACCAGAAAUGUGCAAACGGUUACCUGCCCUUGUCACUUGCUGCCUCUUCCAACAGAGAUGCUGUCAUCACUCACCUCAUUAAGAAAGGCGCUGAUGUCAACAGUGUUGACAGUAGGUAUGGGAUGACUCCCCUGAUGCACGCAGCUAUUUCAGGCAAUGUCUACAUCGUUAGACAGCUUCUGAAAUAUAAAGCAGCCAUAGACAUCACAGACCAAUGGGACUAUACAGCUCUUAUGUUGGCUGCUCAGUUCAAUAAGCCUUUAGUUGUCUCAGCCUUAAUUCAAGAAGGCGCUGAUGUCAACAAAAGCAUUAGGAUUGGUCAGUGUGGUCAGUGUGAUAAAAAGGCGCAAAAAAUACAGGAUAAUAUCAUGGAGAAAAGCUUAAACUCAACACUGCACAAAUCUAGAGCCUUGAAAAGAGAAUUUUCUGCUUCGGACAACGACAAGUGUUUGAAGGACCAAAUGAAAUAUACCAUGGAGAAUAUAAAUGCAGCAAUUGAAAGAGGAGAUCACGUGAGUGUGGCCAAUAUUAUUGGUACACAGAUACGCAGGACAACAUACUAUGGCAAAAAGAUCAUGAAGCAGGCAUUCAUUAAGGCUUGCCUGGCAGGCGAUAGCCGUAUCUUGUGUCUGCUACUUCGUAAUGGAGCUGACGUCAACGAGACUUCCAUUGAAGACUUCACACCACUCAAGGCUGCUGUUCUGUCUAAUUCUUACCAAACUGUUGAGCUGCUACUGGAAUGUGAAGCUAGUGCCAAAACUCCUACUAAGCCUUCACAAGACAACGUGCUUCAUGUGGCGCUGAAGGGAGGAUUUCACCCCAGCCUUGUCAUAGGCUUAGAAAGAUGGGACACCGAGUUCCUAACUGAAACAAAAAUUAUAAAACUUUUGAUUGACCAUGGGGCAUCAGUUAACCAGAAAUGUGCAAACGGUUACCUGCCCUUGUCACUUGCUGCCUCUUCCAACAGGGAUGCUGUCAUCACUCACCUCAUUAAGAAAGGCGCUGAUGUCAACACCGUGGACAGUAGGUAUGGGAUGACUCCCCUGAUGCACGCAGCUAUUGCAGGCAAUGUCUACAUCGUAAGACAGCUUCUGAAAUAUAAAGCAGCCAUAGACAUCACAGACCAAUGUGACUAUACAGCUCUCAUGUUGGCUGCUCAGUUCAAUAAGCCUUUACUUGUCUCAGCCUUAAUUCAAGAAGGCGCUGAUGUUAACAAGGUCAGUGGCUUUGACGGAAAGAGCGCCCUAAUUUUGGCUAUAGAGUCCUACUGUUGUGACACAGUUAAUAUUCUGCUGGAAAACGGCGCAGACGUGAACUAUAGAAAGCCAAUCCACAAGAGUGGAACGACUGCCUUGAUGAUAGCCGCUCAAAAUGGUUUCAUAGAAGCCGUGGAGAGUUUAUUAUCUUACAAUGCAGAUGUGGAUCUGAGAGACGAGGAUGGACAUACCGCUGAAUGUUUGUGUUCAGAUAGUGAAAUACUUGAACUACUAAAUAUGUGA